UUUACUAGGGAUGACGUAGAUUAUAUUACUGUUUCCUUCCUACAUUGGAAAAUUAUCAUUUCAUACACAACAAAUCGUACCGGCUUAUAACUAAACGUAAUAUCAGUCAUUCACAUCAACAGGUUAUCAUUGAUCGGUGACAAAUAUUUGUGACUUUAGAUUAUUUGGUGGAAACUUUUGUGUAUAUCUUUUUCCAUGCGUCUGUUUCAUUGUGAAUAGACACUAGAAUAUCAAAUCAAUGAGUGUCGGCUACAUACAACCUCCACAUUUAUCUGUAACCAGUCCAAACAUGGGAGACGUUUUCCUCUUCACUGACGUUUGAAGGGAUUAUUGAUAUUCCGUGGAGUUCAACUGAAUUUGAAGGUUAUGGAAUUCCUCGGCUUGGAGGAGUAGAAAUGUGUAUCAAUUUCUUGGAGGAGUGUUCUUUGGGAUUUACUAUAACCCUUUCACCACUGAAGACCCUAAUGAACUCGUCCAGACAAAUGCAUGGUAGGGUCUACUAAAGUUUCCUAGGGGUGCAAGGACUAAACAUCAGCCUAGCAGGACUGUGAUGUAACUAUUAGAGGUUUUAUCAGGGAUCAUGUUCGCAGUCAGAAAAUUCUUUGAAGAAAAUCUGUUCAGCUUGAGGAAUUCACUGACAGGAUUAUUUGUACUUUUUGCACAAAUUUCCAAUCUUCACAUCAGAAGGAUCAAUAGGUUUUUUCUUGUUUUAGAAAAAUUUUGUUUAGAAAUAGGAACAACAUUAUGCUCAAGGGAAUUUCUGCAAUUUCAGCUUGAAGCGUAAUAUAUGUAAAAGAGGUGAUGGAAGUGUUUUCCUUCGGUUUAAAUGGACACUGAUGUAUCUUGUUAAUUUGUGGAACUCGUUCCAUUAGAAAUCUCUCUCAAGAUACAAUUUCCAUGUAUAUUGGUUUUUAAGCUUCACACCAUGUAACUCUGCUAUAUACGAUACCACACAGGCCAAUCUCUCUAUUGUCUCUACUCGGGAAGGACUAUAGAGUUACUCUCAUUGUUUAAAAUCUUACCUCGGCUACUAUGUCACUAUUACCGUAUUUAUCCUGUAAUAAGCCCAGGGGGCCCACACAUGAUCUCUGAUAGAAAAUAAUAGGGGUCAGGCUUUUUAUAGGAUAAGGAUACAAUAUUUGCUGGCAAUUCUACUGGACGACAAUAAUUAAGAGUGGACUUAUUGCUGGAUACGUACAGUCUUUUGAAGCAGAAUGGGACUGCGUUAGUUGCUGGCGAACUUGUAUAGCUCAAUUUGUUACAGCGUCUGUCUGUAGUUUUGUGGUUCCGGUUUCAAAUCCGCAUCUGGCCAUUGCGUUUUUCCUUCCUUGUUACAUUUGGGGCCCAAUGACAUAAACCCACAAAAGGAGGUCUGAGAUAGCUCAGUUGGUUGAUGUGUCCGUCCAGAGUUUGGAGGUUAUGGGUUGGAGUCCUGGUCUGGUUACACUAUCAUCACUUCACUUUCUGCUAACAUUUUGUAAACUUUACAAAUUUUGGUACUAGAGGUGAAAUUUCCAUCUGAUGGUGAUGUAUGGAAUUUUGGUACUAGAGGUGAAAUUUCCAUCUGAUGGUGAUGUAUGGAAUUUUGGUACUAGAGGUGAAAUUUCCAUCUGAUGGUGAUGUAUGGAAUUUUGGUACUAGAGGUGAAAUUUCCAUCUGAUGGUGAUGUAUGGAAACAAUUUUACUUUUGUAUGGAAGUUGUGACUAUGAAAACACACGAUGAUGUGUUUCUACAAUUUUUUUCAUCAUUCGGUGGAAACAAAGGAAAAAUAUAAGUUUCAGCCUUAACUGUCACUUACAUUGUCUUUCUAUCAAAUUUUCAUCGCCAUCAUUUAUAUUUGAAAGUUUAAAUAUUUUGUGGCAGUGUUACAUCUCUGAUGGUUUAAUUUAGAACAACAUGGUUAUAUGAGUCAGGUUUAAUCUCUAUCCUGCUGGCCGUUUGUACGGGAGACGAACCCAAUGUACUUAUCUUAGUCAUUGCAAGAAACAUCAGCACUACCACAGAGGAAAAGAUUGAUGUGAUAAUAUUAUAUACAUAAAGUAAAUUGAAUUUUAUAGUAAAGAUUGUGUUACAUGAAGUAUAUUUCUGACUUUUCCUGAUAAUAAUUAAAUAAAGGCAAUUUAUCAUCACACUAUGAAUCAGUUGUCCAAAGAAAAAACCAAUAUGAAUGUUUUUAUAAUGCUUCCGAAACUGUGGCUGUUGUAUGCAUUUAGGAUUGAGAAUUUACAAGACUGAGAUUUACACCGCUGAACUUUGACCCCAAAGUAACAUCGUUGAAAUUCUUCAAGUGGAGGUAACUAAUUCAGGGGAAACAACCAUGGAUAAAUCACGACGACCACCACUGUUAAAUAACUGUGGAAGGUCUUAUUCAGCUCCACUACAUUUGACCAACGGCCAAGAUUUUCGCCGGUCAGUUUCAAUGAAUGACACAAUCUUUAAAAAAGCCAAGGAGAAGGAUCCCCAAGGGAGACCACCCAUUAUCAGUUGUAGAAGGACUUGGAUGAAUGAAUUUAACCAAAUGAAUCGUGGCAGCUCUGAUCCAAUUUUGAUAAAAGGAACAUGUGGUUGUACUCAAAGUGAAAGUAGAUAUCUCCACCUGGCUGCAAUCACAUCAUUGAAAGGGGAGCUAAUCGAGUUGAACAACCGAUUUCAAUUUCUCACUGGUGAACGAGACAGUUUGGAAAAACAACUCAACAAGUCACAGACUGACAGACUUUACUUCCAGCGAGACUGUGAGGACAGGCUAGAACAGACGACCAGCCGAUAUGAGGAAAGAAUCACGGAGCUACAUUCUGUCAUCGCAGAACUUCGUAAAAAGAUUGAACGUCACCACAUCAACGUUAUCAAGGAGGAGGAGGAAUAUGUGGAGGAAUCGGAUGCUGCUGUACACAGUAACAAAAGUAACAAUGGUGGCAGCACGCGGGACAACAUCGCCGGGGAGUCACAGGCUAGCAUCGUUGAGGCUGGAAAUGACCUGAACUCUGAACUCUCACGUGUUGUCACUGAGUUAGAGAGCACCAUUGAUGAGCGAAAGCGGAUCGCGUCAGUUGUCGUGGACGACCAGGAGGAUGUCGAUCUUGAAGAGGAUACUAAUGAAACAGGAGAGGAUGAUAGUAUUGAAGAGAAGGCUCUUGAGGCAUGUAAACAAAUGGAGGCAUUUGAUUUUGAAUCAACGCCCCCUCCAGCCCCUCCCCCACGUGACCCCCGUCCAGCAACUUUCCAUCCUCCACCCCCGCCCCCUCCGAACGAGUUCCCUGAGCCAGCUUAUCUGCAAGAGGAGAUAAACAGCCUGAGGGCAGAGACAAGCACUAUGCAGGAACAGAUUGGCAGACAAGAGGCGGAGCUUAAUAUGUAUAAGGCAGCACUUGACAGUAUUAGAGAGGAAAGAGACCGGUUCAAGAAAAAGGUGAAAGACAUCCAGUGUAGACAGCAGACAUAUGAUCUGGCUUCAAGUCCGCAACACAGUCGAACAGCCACGCCCACAAAACCUCAACACCUUACCCCCAGUGGAGACAGGUCAACGCCUGCUUCCUCCACAAAUGAGUCAUUCCCUGUUGCCAAGGUUGCUGAGCUAAAGAAACUAAAAACCUGUGCUAGUGAGCGCCAGAUUUUAGGGGCGGAGAUUAGCUCUGCAGGGUUACCCAACACCAAGGUGGCGGAACACCUGGUACAGAGCCUACAGGAGUGUUCUAACAUGCAGGAGAUUCUACAGACACUGUAUAAGUGCGGAAACGAAAUGUCCGACAAUAAACUCAACGAGUUUGAAUUAGAAUUUGAAAGACUACAGAGUAAAAUAGACAAUUUGAAGUCUCAGAAUGACCUGUUGUUGCUCACGCUGGAGGAGAGUAAGUCCAUGACAGAUCGUCUGACGGUGCUGAUGGGUAAAUACGAGUCUAAUCACACAGCAUUACAGCUGGCAGUGGGAUACUCGGACCAGACGAUGGAGGCGUAUGACGUCUUACUCGGCCUGGUGGAGAGCGAGCUAGCUGUUGUCCUUUGUAACUGUCAGGCUGCUGGAUUAACUGGUCAAACUGAUGGAACACAGAGAGAUGCCAGUCAGAUGGAGGUCAUGGCCCAGCGAGUCGCUCAAAGUCGACGGACGGCAGAGAGCAUGGUAGCACAUCUGCUGCUGAAGCUGGACAGGAAUGUAGGAAUCUACAGUGGGGCACAUGCCUCUAACACAAACCCCUGGGAGGAGAUGUCCAGUGAAUCAAGUUCCAAGGGGAGUGCUGCUAUGGAAAGUGAUUUUGAUAAAAAUGAUGAGCAGCGAAUCCGUGAGUACAUCCAGUGCCUUAAAAACAGUCGGGGGACGGUCAAGUCCACCAUCAUAGAGAUGGAGAGUAUCCAUUUGGAACCUCAGAUCCAAGAAAAUCAGCGCAGUGUGGAGACUCAGCGACUUGACCUGGAAAAUGCUGUGUUAUUGCAAGAACUGAUGGCUAUGAAGGAAGAAAAGACAGAACUGAAGUCAAGUAAUUACUUACUGGAGAAGGAAAAACGUGCUUUAGAAUUAAAACUGUCGAGCCGGGAUUCAGAGCAACAGGCAAACUUUUUACAGAUAGAACACCUCAAGUGUGAACUACAGGAGAGAGAGGCUAGACUCCCAAAGGAUGAAGACAAUGCAGGCUUUUCAUUGGUGGAUUACAUGUCCAGCAAUCCGGAUUUGGGGAAAGAAUUAUCUGAAGCAGCCAAGCGUGAAAAGAAGUUAAAGGCCCGUGUCCAAGAAUUGGUUGUCACACUCGAGAAAUUGUCAAGAAAUUCCGAAAUUCGGCAUCAACAGUCAGCCGACUUUGUGAAUGAUUUAAAACGGGCAAACAGUGCCUUGAUAUCAGCCUUUGACAAAUCUAAGAAGAAAUACCAGAGCAAGCUCAAAAGAAUGGAGCUUCAGAUGGCGGCCUUAACAGAACGCUACGAUGCACAGAUUCAAAUGAUCGGCAAGAAGUUAGCUAUGCAGGAAUCGGAGACAGUGAUGUCACAGUCCCGACCAGCUCCUAACGAGACGUCGCUAUAGCAAUGACUGGUUCCACCAAUGAAAGUGUUCGUUCAUAUUGACCAAUCACCAAGCAGGAAUGAUGACAUUUUCUGACUGGAACCAAUCGGUGAAGAUAAAGAUUGUUUGCCAUUAUAGCUAAUUACCUGGAUCACUAUACACAUUGUUAGUAGUACAUUUGAUGUACCAGGAACAACCUGUGGUGUGUUACCGUCACAGGACCUUCAGGACGUACAGGUUGAACCAUGCUAAUGGAAAUAAGCUUACAGACUCCUGGGGCCUGUUUGUUUAUGCGGAACAAUCAGUUUGAGCGUUUAUAAAUGUAACAAUUUCUGGUAUAAAUCCUGGCGGACCUGCAAAUGUUUAUGCAGUCCUUGCAAGGCUUUGUCAAGCCUCGCCUGAACGCAGCAUCAGGUUACUAGGUCCGACCUUAUUUAAUAAACAAACAACAGAGGUCCGACCGGUUUGACCGUUUAAACGAAAACGGCCCUGGUCAAUCAUAGCAAAGCUACUGGUACUUUCCUGAGAAAAUGGGUGAUGAAUUUUGUGUAAAAUAUCAGUUUUACGGACACUGAAGAAAGACUUGUGUGCUGUUUUUGAAACAGAGUUAUGCAGUUUUUGAGAACUUUCUGUCAAAACUUGCCAUAUAAAGUUCUAGAACUGGCCUGAACUUCAUUUGGUGGAAUAUCAAGUCCUUGUUAGGAUGCAGACGUUUAACAUGUGUUUGUACAAAGUUACCGAUAUCUUAGUAUUGGCUGUGAUUUGUGGAUUAGUGUGGAUUUGUUUCUGAAUUCGUGUGGAUCAGCAAAGAAAAAGUGUUCAGUGAAUUAAGUGGAGUCGCUCCGAGGAUGGUGUGGUUUCAAGAGAUUGGUGUUCGUAGACUGUGAUUGUGUUGUUACGAGUGAUUGGAGUCGCUUCGAGGAUGGUGUGGUUUCAAGAGAUUGGUGUUUGUAGACUGUGAUUGUGUUGUUACGAAUGAUUGGAGUCCCUUCAAGGAUGGUGUGGUUUCAAGAGAUUGGUGUUUGUAGACUGCGAUUGUGUUGUUAUGAAUGAUUGGAGUCGCUCCGAGGAUGGUGUGGUUUUACGAGAUUGGUGCUGCACCAAGGAUUGUGUGGAAACAAGAGAUCGGCGCCGCACCGAUGAUUCAGAAGGGUUUGAGAGAGACUGGUGGUCCUUUUAAAUUGAUAUUGUAUGUUUGUGUAAAUACCAAUAGGUGUGAACUUAGAUAUGAAUCCGUGAGAUCGACGACAUCUGUGUUCAGUAGAAUCUGCUUUGUCAGGGCAUUUUGGUUUCUAUGACCCCCGGUAGUCUGAAUAUUUGCUUUUGGCAUGGAAUGGAACCUUGUCAGUCUGGACACUUUUUUAUUUUUUUUAUUUACUGUAGAACCUUGGUAAUCUAGACACUUUGGUUUGUGUGUACAGUGGAACCUCUUUAGUUUGGACACAAUAGUUACAGGAAAAUACUGCAGACUGGGGAACUAUUGCCAAACCCAAGUUUCACCCUUCUCUAGGGUACAUUCGCGUUACCGGUUGAAACGGUUGAACCGGUUGAACAUGUAAAGAAAAUGACAGGUACAUAUUUGGA
This is a messenger RNA of Mizuhopecten yessoensis (Yesso scallop), 6572 nucleotides long. RefSeq names its product colorectal mutant cancer protein-like. The transcript has 15 exons. Bases 2319 to 5009 code for a protein of 896 amino acids. Lineage: Eukaryota; Metazoa; Mollusca; Bivalvia; Pectinida; Pectinidae. Gene Ontology annotation, molecular function: calcium ion binding. The record is from RefSeq and is a predicted model, not a curated record.